AGUGCGCAGCGUGACUGACCAAGUCCUCUUCAAAUAAUCAUGUACAAGACAUUUUGAGAUAAAAACGCGCACGUAACGAGGACUCACUUUUAUUUCGAUCGACACAAACUGGAGUUUUUAGAUAACCUACAUGAGCAAAAUGCGCUUCUAAAACAGGGAAUUCUCAUGUUCACCGUAUUUGGCCACAGUGGUAGCAUGAACGCAUCACAUCCAGAGGCUCAGCCUCAUCUCGGAACACCUUUUGCCUCGCUGUACUCGGAAGGCUGUGGCAAACCUUUGAGAGGGGAGGGAAAGCCGCAAGUGUAUAUCAGAAUGUGUUUCAUCCCUGUUUAGCAAUGGAAGUUGCUGGAAUUGGUGAAGGGGCAGUGGAUACGCGUGGAUAUCACUGGACACCGAAUGAGCUUGUUCUCGAAAGAAUUCUUGGCGUUGCAUCCUCGGUUACUUUUACAAUGUCAAAAUCAAGGAGAUCCUCUUGAGGCUUGAAGUAUGCACGGACAUUGGCACAUCAGUCAAAAUCGCCUAUCAAGGCACAAUAUUUACCCGUUUGUAUCCAGCAUUGUGAAUCAUUUAACUUAAUAGACCUGCUUUCCUCAAUGAAAUAUGGGCAGAACCAAAUGUAUUUCAUAGCGCAUCAAAUGAAAAGUCGUUAUACGAUGUCUCAACCAGAUUUAAGCUGAAUCCAGGUGCGGAACGGCGGGAACUGAGUUCUGACCAUCUGCAUCUCGCCUUGGGAAGAAGCUGUCACCAUCGAAGUGGAUAUGUUGACAUUAACGUGAAGAUGGGUUUAGUUUUCGGUCUCUUGUGGCUGUUCAACAUAUUUUUGGAGGGCAUUCAUUGCCAAGGAGUGUAUGCACCUCCUACAGUCCGAAUAAUCCACUCUGGCCACGCAUGCAACAUCGAGGAGGAGCGCUACACCGAGCGCGUCUACACCAUCCGGGAGGGAGAGACCCUGGAGCUAGCAUGUCUAGUCUCAGGCCACCCUCGACCUCAGAUCCGGUGGACUAAAACGGCCGGUAGUGCCUCCGACCGCUUCCAGGACUCCAGUGUGUUCAACGAGACCCUGCGCAUCAUCCGGAUCCAGAGGCACCAGGGCGGACGCUACUACUGCAAGGCCGAGAAUGGCCUGGGCUCACCGGCCAUCAAGUCGAUCCGAGUGGACGUCUACUAUUUGGAUGAUCCCAUCGUAACCGUCCACCAGAGCAUCGGGGAGGCUAAGGAGCAGUUCUACUAUGAGCGGACAGUGUUCCUGCGCUGCAUGGCCAACUCCAACCCCCCAGUGCGCUACAGCUGGAGGCGUGACAAAGAGUUCCUGUCCCAAGGCUCGGAUAAGGGCGUGGAGAUCUACGAGCCCUUCUUUACACAAGGGGAGACCAAGAUUCUAAAGCUGAAGAACCUUCGACCUCAGGAUUACGCCAACUACAGCUGUAUCGCCUCUGUCCGGAAUGUGUGCGGCAUCCCCGAGAAGAAUGUUCUCUUCAAACUCUCUAACAAAACAGCAUCCCCCACCAUUAAACUGCUGGUGGAGGACCCUAUCGUGGUGAACCCCGGGCAGUCCGUGACCCUGGUGUGUGUGACCUCCGGUGGGGAGCCAACACCCACACUCACCUGGGUGCGCAACACGGAUGAGCUGUCCAAGAAAAGCCGACUCAACGGGGGAACCCUCACGCUGCCCGCCAUCUCCAUGGAGGAAGCAGGAGUCUACAGUUGCGUGGCCAGCAACAACGUUGGCAACCCGGCUAAGAAGUCCACUGCCAUCGUGGUCCGAGGGCUAAAGAAGGGGCGCUUCUGGAUCACGCCUGACCCGUACCACAACGACGACAACAUCCAAAUCGGCCGUGAGGUCAAGAUCUCCUGCCAGGUAGAGGCAACGCCCCCUGAGGAGCUUCUGUUCAGUUGGCUGAAGAAUGGCCGGCCGCUGCGCAGCUCGGAGCGCAUGGUCAUCACCCACACCGACCCCGACGUCCAGCCCGGCACUACCAACCUGGACAUCAUUGACCUCAAGUUCACAGACUUUGGCACGUACACCUGCGUGGCGGUGCUGAAGAACGGCGGCAUCCCCGAAGUCAGCAUCGACGUCAAUAUCUCUUCGACUACAGUUCCUCCGGAGCUGACGGUGCCGCGAGGCAAGUCCCCCAUGGUGGUCCAGGAGGGUGACACAGUGGACCUGCAGUGCCUGGUGUCAGGGAAGCCCAAGCCCAUCAUCCUCUGGUCGAGGGCCGACAAGGAGGUGCCUAUGCCCGAUGGCAGCCUUCAGACAGAAAGCUACGAUGGUGUGCUGCGCAUUGUCAAUGUCUCCCGCGAGAUGACUGGAACCUACCGUUGCGCCACCAGCCAGUACAACGGCUUCAACGUGAAGCCCCGAGAAGCGCUGGUGGAGCUCACCGUGCAAUAUCCUCCGGUGGUGGAACCGGUGUUCACAGAGAUCCGCCAGGGUCUGGGUCGCGCCUUCACCCUCAACUGCCGGGUGCUGCGGGCGCACCCGUCCAAAGUGCUCAAGUACGAGUGGAAGCUGGGUACCAGGCUGCUGACCAUGGGCCAGUUCGACCAGCGCGACGAGACGGACUACCACGUCAGGGCACUCAAUAGGGAGGGCUACGGGGAGUACACCUGUGAAGUGACCAAUGAGGCCGGGGCGGGUGCCUGCAGGUUCUUAGUCACAGGGAGGGCCUAUGCACCAGAGUUCUACUAUGACACAUACAGUGCGUUGUGGCAGAACCGGCCCAGGGUCUACGGCUUCAAGCUACAGUGGACCCAGCAGAACCCCCUGUCUGUGGACCGCAUCGUGGCCUACCGACUCGGGAUGAAACAGACGGGCCAGUCGAGGUGGUGGGAGCAGGAGAUCCCCAUGGAGGGAGCAAUUGCUAAGGGCGAGCUGAUCACCCACAACCUGACGGAACUCAUCAAGCCCGAGGCAUACCUGGUCCGCCUUACCCCCAUCACACGCUUCGGAGAGGGAGACUCCACAGACAGAAUCAUCAGAUACAGUGCACCAGUCAACCCUCACUUGAGAGAGUUCCAGUGCAGCUUUGAAGAUGAGGCCGUGUGUAUGUUCACCCAAGACAAGACGGAUGACUUUGACUGGACCCGACACAGCGCCGCCACCAGAGACACCAAGUACACCCCCAACACCGGGCCCAGCAGUGACCGAGCGGGCUCCAAGCAAGGUUUCUACAUGUACAUUGAGACGUCUCGACCUCGCCUGGAGGGAGAAAAGGCUCGACUGUUGACCCCCACAUUCAACGUCGCCCCCAAAAGUCCCUAUGGGACUGUGACCGCCGCUCCCACCUACUGCUUUGGCUUCUACUACCAUAUGUAUGGGAAACACAUAGGGGCGUUGAACGCGUACCUACGGCAGAAGGGCCACUCGGGCUCAGACAGUUCCUUGUGGAACUUGGUCGGGAACCAAGGGGACCGAUGGAAGCAAGCCAAAGUCAACAUCCACCCAAUAGCCUCUUUCCAGUUGGUUCUGGAAGGAAUUCGUGGUCCGGGUAUAGAAGGCGAUAUCGCCAUAGAUGAUGUCACCAUUGAGGAAGGAGAAUGUAAAGACCCUCCACCCAAUAAUCUAAGGUCACUGUCUCCUCCUACCACGCCCCAUAUAUGGCAGUUCUUGGUCACCCUGACCCUGGUGUUUGUGGACCUUCAGAGGUGACCCCUCUCUCCCAGGAGGAGCAACCUGACGUGGCCCAACCCCCGUGGAAAAGUUUGCAGACGUGGACUGUCCAAACCCCAAAAACUACCAAAGAUUCACUCCUUUUCAGUCUGCAGGAGAGCAGCAGCCCAGCACUGGUCCAGGGUGGAGCAUGAAGGAAACAAAAAAACUCAGUUCAUCCGGAUUUUUCUGAAAUAUGCACAGAGUGCACUCCAAGGUCAAGAUGGAGAGUCGAGUCCAGUUCAUCAUUUUUUUCUGCAGCUGAAGCAAUCGAGGCAGAGUAUGGGUACAUUUCUGUAAAGCACAAGGACACGGUGUGGUUCCAUGUAUCAUUAAAUGGGCCACAGAAUGAUGAUAAUUGAUUUGUGUGGAAGACUUUGAUUUUAUGUUAACAGUAUGUUGAGAAAUUUACAAAAUUCGUUCAACCCACACUGACCCCGAAGCUAUUUUCUCAUGAAUAUGAUAGAGGCUAGUAUUACUCUGGGUUGUGGCUUUUCACCUCUCUUAAAACUUGGAGGCUGCCUAUGGUCGGAUUCAUCAAAAUGUGCAUAAACAAACACAUUUGCAUACUUUCUACCCAGAGGCUAGAAUUUGACUGCUUGGUGCAUUAUAUGUAUAUCUGUAAGUCAAUUCAUCAUAAUUAUUUCUUUGUCUGUUCUUUUUUCCCCCUUUUCUUUCUCUCUUCAAGGUUUGCGUAAGGUUGGUUUCAUUACAAUGUGCAUACACUUGUUCGCUAGGUUACUCUGUUAUGCAGUAGCUGAACGAUGGUGCAUUGUACUUAGAUCCUUUCGAUGUACUGUAGCGGCUUCUCUCUGUCCCACCUGCCCUAAAAUUUCAGAAGGUGAUUUAAUAAACAGGGACAUGACACAUUUCUUUCAUUACGUAAAAGGGAUUGACGAGGGAUUAUUGUGUUUUUCACUCCCUUAAGUACUCUAGGCUUUAUUAACAAUAGUAAUUGCAAUCAAAUCAAACUUUAUUUGUCACAUGCGCCGAAUACAACAAGUGUAGACUUUACCGUGAAAUGCUUACUUACAAGCCCUUAACCAACAGUGCAGUCCAAGAAGAAGACAAUAUUUACCAAGUAGACUAAAA
Messenger RNA from Oncorhynchus mykiss (rainbow trout), 4741 nucleotides. Its product is annotated as MAM domain-containing glycosylphosphatidylinositol anchor protein 2. Gene Ontology annotation, molecular function: axon guidance receptor activity. The record is from RefSeq and is a predicted model, not a curated record. Gene Ontology annotation, biological process: synapse organization; homophilic cell-cell adhesion. NCBI's taxonomy places the organism in Eukaryota, Metazoa, Chordata, Actinopteri, Salmoniformes, Salmonidae. Gene Ontology annotation, cellular component: neuronal cell body; axon; plasma membrane.